CACCGGAAGUGAGCGUGAAGGCGAAGCGGCCACGGGCAAGAUGGCACGGAGCGUACUGUGUACAUGCCUCGGUGUGCUUCAACUAGGCAGGAAAACCGCGCUGCUGUCCGGCGCUCGUUUCUACUCGCAGAGCGAAGCGGAGCCGCUGACACUGAAGCAGCAAAGCGACGGAAUAAGGAGAAUAAUACUAAACAACCCCAAGAAGAGGAAUGCUUUGUCUCUGUCCAUGCUCGAGUCUCUCCGAGAGAACAUCUUAGCUGAUGUUGACAGCGACGAUCUCAGAGUUGUCAUCCUAUCAGCCAAAGGUCCGGUGUUUUCCUCUGGACACGACCUGAAGGAGCUGACAUCUGCUCAGGGUCGAGAAUAUCACACAAAGGUGUUUCAUACCUGCUCAGAGGUGAUGACGCUGAUACAAGACAUACCUGUUCCAGUGAUCGCCAUGGUGAAUGGUGUUGCCACAGCAGCCGGAUGCCAGCUUGUUGCCAGUUGUGACAUCGCUGUGGUGACGGAGAAGUCCACCUUUGCUACUCCGGGUGUCAGCGUGGGUCUGUUCUGCUCGACGCCGGCGGUGGCCAUUGGCAGAGUGGUACCAAGAAAGGUUGCUAUGGAGAUGUUGUUCACAGGAACUCCCAUCUCAGCCCAUGAUGCUUUGCUCCACGGUCUGGUCAGUAAAGUGGUGCCGGAGGAGCAGUUGGAAGAGGAAACAUUAGCCAUUGCCCAGCGUAUCUGUAAAGCUAGCCGACCUGUUGUAGCCCUCGGAAAGGCCACUUUCCAAAGACAAAUGGCUCAAGGUCGCGAUGCUGCGUAUGCCACCGCUUCAAAGGUGAUGGUCGACAACCUGGCUCUGAGAGACGGGCAGGAGGGGGUCCGCGCCUUCAUAGAGAAACGCAAACCAGUGUGGAGCCAUAAAGCAGAAAAAGCCCACAACUGACUGAGUUUUAGCAAAUUAUACAAUGAUCAUGUGAUUAAUAUUGACAGGAACACAUGAUUAGCACUCACUGGUGAGUUGAGUAAUUACCACCAGCCUUCAGUGAAUGUGUCGGCUGUGCUGUUUCAUGUUCUCUGAGGAUUUCUUCCUGUUCACCGUAUAGAAAGAUGAUGAAGAUCCAUUGUGUGCCUUAAACGCUGCUGUGAGAGCAAUGAGAAGGAAAUACACUGUUGACUAAGAUGGUGGAUAACAAAAUUGACAUAAUAGAUAAAUGCUGCUUUCUGUCCAAUUUUAGAUGGAUUAAAUGAGGUUAAGAAUGGAAAGAGAAUCUUAAUGUUGAGAUGAGCUACAUCUAAGCUCUGUUUGCUAGACUGUAAAUCCUAAACAGAAGCUGAAGUUUGGAUCUUUGAGCAAAAUUACUUUUUUUUUCAGAUCCUGGUUUAAUUAGUUCUGGAUUUGUAAUUUGAAAUAAGUAGAAGAUUAUAAAAAUUAAUAGUCUUGACACAAAACUAUAAUAUUAUAAUUCAAUAAGCUUGUUGAAAUACAACACUCUACUUCAGUAGCUUAUAGAGGUAUGAAAUGUUGCCAGCAUUUCAGUAAAAAAUUUAUAACAACAUAAAUCUAAAAAAUGAAGUAUUUUUAGGGAUUUUCUUGGUCCUGUUACACAUAAUCCUCACAAUGACUGACGUUUGUCCAUCACCUUUUAUUGUGCCAGCUUUUUGUUAAGUGGUGUUUGUGUUAGUUUCUGUUGUUUUGGUUAAAAUUUGCAUUAAAAUUAAAACUCACAUAUGGA
This is a messenger RNA of Neolamprologus brichardi, 1721 nucleotides long. RefSeq names its product enoyl CoA hydratase domain containing 3 (gene echdc3). The record is from RefSeq and is a predicted model, not a curated record. Gene Ontology annotation, molecular function: hydro-lyase activity. Gene Ontology annotation, cellular component: mitochondrion. NCBI's taxonomy places the organism in Eukaryota, Metazoa, Chordata, Actinopteri, Cichliformes, Cichlidae.